AUGUCAGCACCUUUGAAGUCAACUCCCCUCGUUGCACCAGGCCAUACCCGACCCGUGACACACCUUUCAUUCUCCCCCCUCCACGAGGAUGGAACUUACUUGCUGGUCUCAAGUUGUAAAGAUGGAAAUCCGAUGCUGAGGGAAUGGACUGGAGAUUGGAUCGGUACCUUCCUGGGACACAAGGGCGCCGUUUGGUGCACUAAAAUUUCGUUGGAUGGAUCCAGGGCCGCGUCAGGCAGUGCCGAUUUCACUGCGAAGGUCUGGGAUACUUACUCCGGCAAUUGUCUGCACUCAUUCCCCCACAAUCACAUCGUUCGAACCGUGGCGCUGUCCCCUAACUCAUCGCGCUUGCUAACCGGCGGACAAGAGAAGAAAGUACGGAUAUUCGACCUGGGACGACCUGAUGCCGACCCCGAUUUCCUCUUCGACUCCGGGAACAACUCUCAAACUCAUGAUGGAACAGUGAAGAGCGUGAUCUGGGCUGGGGAACAUACAGGUGUUACAUCUGGUGAAGACGGAAAGAUCAAGUGGUGGGAUUUGAGAACACGGAAGUUGACCACCAGCCUCGCUUUCCCUAACCCGAUCACGUCGAUGGAACUUUCGUUACAGACUCAGCGCCUUGUCGUCACGUCAGGAAACACCGUGGCGUUUAUCCCGGUUCUCCCCAACGGUCAAGGAACACACAGCCUUACUUUGCCUUACUCUCCUUCAUCGGCCUCUAUCCACCCUAUCCUCCAGGACCGAUUUGUUACCGGAAACCUGGGCGAUGAGUGGGUUCGUGUGCAUGGAAUGGACGGAGAGGAGCGUGAGGUCUUGAAAGGCCACCACGGACCCGUCCACUGCGUUGAGUUUAGUCCUGAUGGCGAAAUGUACGCCAGUGGUAGCGAGGAUGGUACGAUUCGAUUAUGGCAAACCACUCCUGGCAAGAGUUAUGGCUUGUGGCAGGGCACGAGUUAAUUCCGCAACAAUACACAGGUUUAAUUACUUGCCCGGAUACGCGUUGUAGGUAUUUUCAUGUAUUUCUCAACCUGUAUUUGCUUUCUUUCGCAAUGAAUCCGUUCGUUUGC
Coprinopsis cinerea okayama7#130 is the source of this 1067-nucleotide messenger RNA. Its product is annotated as serine/threonine kinase receptor associated protein. Gene Ontology annotation, biological process: spliceosomal snRNP assembly. Gene Ontology annotation, cellular component: SMN complex. Bases 1 to 957 code for a protein of 318 amino acids. Gene Ontology annotation, molecular function: RNA binding; protein binding. The transcript has 5 exons. The record is from RefSeq and is a predicted model, not a curated record. NCBI's taxonomy places the organism in Eukaryota, Fungi, Basidiomycota, Agaricomycetes, Agaricales, Psathyrellaceae.